AACUAAAAUGGAAUGAUAUAAAUUUUGAACACAUUUUUAAAAAAUGGUUUCACUGCCAAGCUAAGCAGAAAGCAACAGCGGAGUGUGUGUGCUGGUGUUGUGGUCAGCAUGCACAUCCUGCAAGCGUUGGAGUUCAAAUGUUGCAGCUGACGAUGCAAACUUCGAUCCUUAACGUAAACCGGAGGCAAGGUGAUCUGUGUCCGACUGUGAUUAUUUCUUUUAAAUCAAGAACGGAAGUGAAAUUCGAAUCAACUCCUCUCAUCAGGACUUAUUCGGGCAACGGAUCACAACUGUGUGAACAGAACAACCUUCCAAGUUUGACUUACGUGUCACGGUUUUCAGUUGAGUGGAGCCAUAGGUUAACCCGACGCCAUGGCCCAGUGCCCGGACAACUCAGACGAUUCCGAUGAAACCUUUUACUGUCCUGACACAGACAAGGAUCCCGGCGAGUCGCGCUUCCCCGACAGUCUCAGCGAAAACGACGAGGACGAUGACUUCUACGAGCGCAACUACAAUCGUGGCGCCGGUCUCGCCGUACGACCUGUACGUCGAGAUGCCCGACCCGGUGACGCAGGAGAUGCGCGUUUUCCGCGUGCCCGGCCUGCAGGCCGACCCUGACACCCUGCGCUUCCUCACCCAGGACUUCCACUGGCCACAGACUCAGGUCUUACCGGCCGAGGCCCUGAACGGCAAUGACCUUCACGACCGCGGCCUGCUGGGCCAGCAGGAGGCCGCGCCGGACCCGUGGCGCACAGAGCCGACGGGGGAAGCCCCGGCCGGCACGGGCCACGCGGGUGCGACCCCCGCCCUGGACACGACUAGACUGGACUCGCAAGACCUGGACUGGUCCCAAACGCAAGCCGAAGGGGUGGCCAUGGACAUGAUGGAGGCUCCGAAGCACUCGGGGAACUCCAUGGAACUGGGCAGCUCCAGCCAGGACGGCGCCGUGGCGGCCCUGCAGCAGGUGGGCUCCUCCGGCUCUUCGGAGGGGCGGCCGGUGCCGUCCGUGCCGUCCUUCGACGACGACCUCGCGCUGCCGCCCGCCCCGCAGUGGCCGCUCCCCCGGGAGGAGCAGCUCAAGAUGGAGGAGAUCGUGGCCUCGCUGAGCUGCAUGAGCGUCAACCUGGUCGCCAACGGCAAGCAGGCAUGCCUCCCGCGACCCACUGCGCCGCCGCCUUCCUCGCAGUCCAGGAGCCCCACGUACAACGCGGCGCGCCGGCAGCGGAGGCGUGGUCGGCCGCGGGCACUGCGAGGCGCGGGGCCCAACGACGCCAAGAGCACCGGCAUCGCCACCGUGCAGCAGGCCGGGCAGGCGCUCCAGGGCUGCGUCGGGGGCGCCAAGCGGAAGCGAUCCGGCCUCGGCGCGCCCACCAGGAGUGGCAGCUUUGGCCCAGACUCUCAGCAGCGCGCCAGCCCCGCCAACCAGAAAGUCUUCAGCUGCAGCCCGUCCUCGCCGCCGCGGCGCAAGGUUCGCAAGACAUUCGGGCCGCCGACGUCAGCCAGCAGCACGGCGGGCAGGGCUGAAAUGAUUGCAACGUAUACACGGCUACGCGACCUGCGAUUCCGAAUGCACGACAUCAUUGGAGGCAAAGAAGCUCUCCCUACGGCCCAGGAAGUGGAAAGUCUGCGGCAGGAGGUGCUAGUCAUCAUUGGCAACAUGGAGCAAUCCGAGCCAAUCCGAAUUUUUUUUUUUAACCCUCUCAAGCAGGCCCACAUCAGAAAACAGGAAGCUCGACAGGUAGCUGACAAGCUUUUACAUCAGUUACGAGUAAUUGCUGAAGUUCAGAGCCAGAGCAAUGAUGAUACUGAUUGCACCACAUCAUGUCACAACACCAAUGUUGAGCUUCCUUUUCAAUCCCUGUCAAUUGACCCAACACUUGAGUCAAAAGUUAGUCCUCAAGAAAAGAAGACAGGCGUACAUCCAAUCACUAGUCAGAAUUUAAAAAAUGAAAACAUACCGAAAAAAUCUGUUAAAGAGAAAAAACAGAAAUGUGAGAAACAGAAAACUGAUUCAAAGAAAGCUGGAGAUUAUCUUAAGCAAAGUGAAGAAAACUCUGUAGGCACAAGUAAUGAUGUUGAAGUUAACCAUGAUUCAGCAAAAAAUGUUUGGCGUAGCUGUAUAACUCCUUUAUAUGAUAAGAGAACUGACACUGAAGGACAGCUUGGUGUUGUCAUUGUUGAAGAAACAGAAGAGAACCUUCAUGAGGAGACUGUCACUGAUAGAUGCACAGAAAUUCCUCAAACUGAGAUUUUCUCUGAAGCUGUUCUCAGCAAUACUGUUUCGAGUGAGGAAAACAAGAUAAGCGCCAGUUUUCCAUCAAUGACAGACAACCGCAAGGAUUCCACAAGUUCCAAACCAGUGUGUGAGCCGCAGACAGAAGAAAUAGAUCCCGCCAAACAAGAAGAAUAUCAGUACAUAGUAGGUCUCAUUAAAUCAAAAGCUGCAACUUCAUUAACAAUGAAGACUUUGGAGAACGAUGAUACUGCACAAGAGAUUGAUUUCACUUGUAGCAGUGGCCCUAUGAUGCUGACUGGUAUACUUCUACCUAAACAAUCUGAACUAGAACCAAUUCUUAAUUUACCUGAAAACUUCUGGGGGAACCCACAGGCCCCAAUUCCUGAAGAAUGGAUUAACAUGCUGGAAUGGGAAGAUUAGGAAUUGAGAAAAUCUAUGGAAAAUACU
This is a messenger RNA of Thrips palmi, 2683 nucleotides long. RefSeq lists its product as uncharacterized. The record is from RefSeq and is a predicted model, not a curated record. Bases 407 to 2656 code for a protein of 749 amino acids. NCBI's taxonomy places the organism in Eukaryota, Metazoa, Arthropoda, Insecta, Thysanoptera, Thripidae. The transcript has 9 exons.